This is a messenger RNA of Fulvia fulva, 2274 nucleotides long. RefSeq lists its product as uncharacterized. The transcript is spliced from 4 exons. Lineage: Eukaryota; Fungi; Ascomycota; Dothideomycetes; Mycosphaerellales; Mycosphaerellaceae. The record is from RefSeq and is a predicted model, not a curated record. The coding region runs from base 1 to 2274 and encodes 757 amino acids.
AUGCCGGAGCGCGUGCGGCCAAGCGCGGUGUCUCGUUACGAGCAAUACAAGUCAGACAGCGCCGACCUCGUCGCGUGGCUCGUCUCGACCGCCGCCAGCUGCGGCUACGGCGACCCCAAGCAGACCUCCAAGCGCCCGGUCCCCGUCGACAAGCUCCUCAAAUGCGCGCAGGCCAUCGCCAAGAGGAGACCCUUCGUGCCCAUCCCGGGCAAUAUCGUAGAGAAGACGGAGGCGAUCAUACAAGGUAGGCGUCUCCACGCCCUUGACUUACGUGAACAGGGCGGCGGCGACGAUGGCGGCAGCAGCAGAGCAGAGAAGGAGAGUAAGGUGGAAGCGGGCCAUCGCUAUAUGGUGGAUGUGCUGGUGAGGGUGAAAGGGGUGUUGGUGGAGGCACGGAAGGUGCAGAGGCAGUGGAGGGAGGAGAAUGCGCCGAAGCGCGUUGUGAGCUGUGACAGUGAAGUCGAAGGUGAGGCGCCCGAGCUUCGCGGCAAGUUUGAGGGCCUCGAGCUUGAGGAGCCGGCGGAGAUGCCACUGGGUGCUCCAGCGAUGGUGAGGGAGGCUGCGAAGCCUGAGAUAGCGCUCGCGGUCGACCCGGCGCAAGAAAGCUGCUUCGUACUGUUCUGCUACCUUCACGACAUGUACGACAUUCGAAUCUGGAUCAGGCAGCUAUGGCAAGACUAUGCGCGCGGCGAGAUCAGCCUACUAUGCGCUACAUCAUCGACAGAGCAAGCCUUUGCUUGCAUCCGCAGCACCGAGAACUCCCUGCGAGAGAGUUUCAAGAAGUCUGGAUAUGGCAGCGCUCGCGAACUAUACUUCGUGUAUUGUGACCUGGCAGUGAAGAAUUUUCAAGAGGGAAAGGACUUCUACCACGAGGAGGGCAACCGAAUUGCUCGACAACAUCUCUGUGUGGCUGCAUACACACUGGUAACGGUGGCGAUACAUGAGUGCAAGCGAGCUAGGACUGCGCAAUUCUCGGAUCACACGUACGAGCAAAGUGAUGAAGCAACAGAGGUCUCGAAGGGGCACCCCUUUGCCCGCGUGCUGCUGGAACGUGUCGUGGACCUGGCGACGCACUGGGACUGGAAGGACGAAUUCGCUGUCUUAUUCUCUGAUUUCGAUGGCAAGUAUGAUGGAGAUUAUUACAUGUGGAUACGAUCGACGAUCUUGUGCCAGUGUUACAUGGACAUCUAUGACAUAGUCGGAGAUCCCUCCAACCUCGUGCUGGAUCAAUUGGAACAAACUGUGCAAGAUGCCAAGAACGAGGUCGAUCGACUCGUGCAAGUCAAGAAGAAGGUCAGAGGCCCACCAAGCUUCCUCGAGAACAUCGACAGCUAUGUUUCAGCAUUGUAUAAGGAAGGAGACCUCGUUGAGCUGGCUGGAUCCGCCUCGGUACAGCAAACGGACUCGAGAGAUACGGCCAAGAUGCGCCUACGAAAAGCGUUCCCUGUCGGCGCUGGCGAUUCGCUUCGACUACUGAAGCUCCACGUCCUGCAGGUAUCCGCCAUUGUCGCCAAUGACGGAUGGGUAAUUCUCAGCCUCGCAUACCUCUACCGCGCCGCCCACCGCUUUGGGCUUCUCACCAUCAACUGGCCAGAUCUGGACUGGUUCAUCACCCUCCAAUCCCGCACAAAGCCACUCUUCCUCGAAGUCGCCCCCCACGCAGACCCAAUGGCUCACGGACGCCUCUUCAAGCUCAGCCGCGGCGUGCCAACAGACGACUCGGUCAAGAAAAUGCGAUCUGCUAGACCACAGAACUACUGGCUCCAACAAGCAGACAAGCUCGAGCAAUUCGACGUGACUAAGAACAUUGGCUACGAUGACUGGAUCUACCACGAGGUCCUGUACCGCAUCGCUGAUGAGACUUAUCCAGCUCAGAGCAAGCAUUUCGAGAACAAGUACAAAUCUCUGGAACUCCUUAACGCUUUCAAGGCAUCCUUCAUCAAGGAUGAGCCGGAGAUGAAUUUCAGCUAUCUCAGCUUCUAUAACAGCUGCGCUAUACUACUCAACAAGAUGGCAACUCUUGUGGGCAAGCGGAUCCCAGCGAGGUUUAGGGACGACUUUGGUAUCGAUAUGGAGGUCACGAAGGCUUUGCUGGAUGAAGCCGGUGCUGCGAAGAUCACUGGGCAGGCUAUGAUGACCACGCAGCUGGCAUUGGUGGCCAAGAUCAUUGAGAAGCAUGUCAAGGAGGAAGGUGACAAGCUGACACAGGCCGCCUUCGAUCGCUCGAGUGGAACAAUUGCUGAGGAUAGGCGACCGAAGUUACCGAUUGCAUAG